AUGGCCUCAAGUGAGAUGCUCGAUGUGCCCCUAUUCAUGGCCAACCGUGUUUUAGAUAACAUAUUUGUGGGUGGAUGCUAUGCAGCGGAGGACCGAGACUUUGUAUUUACUAAUUCAGUGACGCGAGUGAUUAAUUGCUGUAGCCACACCUUUACAAAUUGCUUUCAGGGUGUGGGGAUUAGAUAUCUUUCAUAUCAAUUUGACGAGGACGGGAAUAGCACCAUGUUUGAUUCUAGGGAUGAGACGAUUACGCAGGUCGUUCGUUUUGUCAACGAGGCGGUCGAAAAAGACGAGUGUGUUUUGAUCCACUCUGUCAACGGUGAUUCGCGGUCUGUUGUUUUAUUGGCGGGAUACUUAGUACACAGGUUCCAUUGGCCGCCUCACAGAGCCCUUCAGUUCAUCACUACAAAAAGGUUCAGCUCCAAGCCUCAUCAGAAUUAUGUACGUCAGCUUCACGAAUUUGCAAAUCGCCGGCGCACAAAAUACGGAGAGUUCAAGGAUAUUUUUGGAAGCACCAGAGGACUUAAGCUUAACCACCAGGAAAUCUUGCAUCGGAAUACUUUUCUCAACGCAGUCAUGGCACAACCCAAUCCAGAAGAGUUAGUGAGGCAGAAGGGAAUCCAUGCUAUCCUCUCUGACUGCCAGAUUCAUGUAGAAGUCCCUCCGGCUCCAGAGAAGCACAUAACCUGGCGGGACGGCCUAGUGACGGCUCAGAUACCAUCCACAUAUGCUAACUUUGAUGCCAAUGGGCGUCCAGUAGGCUCACAAUCGUCAUUGAUUUUCAGACCCCGGACCCCCUCCUAUCGCUCGGGGCAACAGGUGAGAUGUAUUCCCGUGCGGAUGGAUCCAUCGCUGCUUCCUGCGAUUAGUUUUGACCUGGAUCUCCCUCUGCACAAACGCCGAUCAGACGGGUACCUAGCGCCGGUUACAAGUUCCCUCGAGGGCUAUGCUGUUGUUGCAAAGCCUGUUAGUAUUCUUGCCAAGGUCGGCACAGCGACACGGAGCGCCUAUGAUGCGUCGUCCAUAUAUGUGCCCCGUGAUGAGUUUGAGGCCAUCCUCGUGGCUCCACGUGGCGAAGAUGUCCGCAACGAGUCCAUCUCUGAAAGGAGCGAUAUCUCUCGGCAGAGUGACCGGCCAACGUCUGCACGCAGGCCACAAAGCACAAUGGGGAUGCCACCUGUUCACAUUUCCCAGAUGUCGGCGACACAAAAGAGCCAAGGGAUUGGUGGCAUGCGCAGUGCCAAUCCAAGUUAUGGAAAGGCACUUGGGUCUAACUAUGAAAAUCAGAAAGUGGGAAGGCAGAAUGCAGCACCCCUUCUUGCAAAUGUAGCCCUUACGAAGAUGGGUCAAGCAGGUCAGGGCGCCUACAAUCGUACGUCUAGCGAUCCUACUGUCAGGUCUGGCAGUUUGACAAAGCUCCGGCCACCGACACCGCCUCGGAAGCUGGAAGAGUUGGCUGCAGAAGCUGCCGCUGCUGCUGCGCAACAGGCAGGAGAGCAGUCUGCGGCACAUACGGCCCAGCAGGCGUAUGGUCAUACCCAACCGCAUAUGUAUUCACAGCAGCAGACCCCACAGAUGUCCCAGGCACAACAACAGGCACACACAUCAGCUAGGAUGUCUCAAUCGAAUCGCAUGAGCUCAAGCUACUCAUCAGGCUCCUCUCCAGGAAUGUCCCGAAGUGCCCAGCCUCGUGGGAGCAUGUCUUCCAGGGGCUCUGACUAUGUACAGUCUCGAACGCCCACGCAGCAAGGAUCUGUAGGGACUCGACCGGUCUCGGGGCCUUCUAGAUAUGCCCCCGCCGCCAGCCCGAUGACAAAUCGAGGUAGCUUUUCUGGUCAGUCGGGGCCUCGUACGCCUACGCUCAGCAAUCGUCCCCACGGCUCCCAGUCGCCAUCCUCCGCAUAUAGGCCAAUUAGCGCCGGGAGGCCUGCACAGCAGGGUUUCUCAGGAACACAAAGCGGCCGCUAUAGCUUCGGAGGCUAUUAA
Giardia duodenalis is the source of this 1986-nucleotide messenger RNA. Its product is annotated as putative Phosphatase. Gene Ontology annotation, biological process: protein dephosphorylation. Gene Ontology annotation, molecular function: protein tyrosine/serine/threonine phosphatase activity. The record is from RefSeq and is a predicted model, not a curated record. Lineage: Eukaryota; Fornicata; Diplomonadida; Hexamitidae. The transcript has a single exon. The coding region runs from base 1 to 1986 and encodes 661 amino acids.